GCUUGUCUUCUUCGCGUGGCUCGAAACCCUACAUUUGAAAGAUCAACGGUCGCUUCAAAGAGACAAAAUCCAGAGACCAUUCCAAGUUUUCACUGCAAAGCUUCGAGCUUUAGGACCAAAACGAUGUCGCAAUCUUCUGCUCCUGGCGAGAAACUCAAGAGAAAGCGCCGAGAGAAAGAAGCAGAAGAAGAAGAAGAAGAAGAACCGAUUGGAGGAGAUAUAGAGGAUCUCUUUAGCGACAAAGAAACUCAAAAAAUCAGAAUGUCUUUACUUGACUGGUACGAUGCGAAUCAGAGAGAUCUUCCAUGGAGGAAGAGAAAUAAUGAAAGUGAAAAGGAGAGAAGAGCUUAUGAGGUUUGGGUAUCGGAGAUUAUGCUGCAGCAAACUAGGGUUCAGACUGUUUUGGAGUAUUACAAACGUUGGAUGCAUAAGUGGCCAACCAUUUAUGACCUUGCUCAAGCUUCCCUUGAGGAGGUAAACGAAAUGUGGGCAGGUUUGGGGUAUUAUCGGCGGGGGCGUUUUCUUUUAGAGGGAGCGAAGAUGGUUGUUGCGGGGAAGGAUGGUUUUCCUAAUCAAGUGUCUAGCUUGAUGAAAGUUAAAGGAAUAGGAGAGUAUACAGCCGGAGCAAUUGCCUCUAUUGCUUUCAAUGAGGCGGUACCUGUUGUUGAUGGAAACGUGAUAAGAGUACUUGCCAGACUAAAGGCCAUCUCAGCUAAUCCAAAAGACCGGCUUACAAACAGGAAUUUCUGGAAACUAGCUGCCCAGCUAGUGGAUCCUUCACGUCCUGGAGAUUUCAACCAAUCUCUGAUGGAGCUUGGUGCUACUCUAUGUACUGUUUCAAAGCCAAGUUGCUCUUCUUGUCCUGUUUCCAGUCAAUGCCGUGCAUAUUCACUUUCCCUGGAAAACAGAACCAUUUCCGUGACAGAUUAUCCUACAAAAGUGGUCAAGGCCAAGCCACGGUGCGACUUUUGUUCCGUAUGUGUUUUGGAAAUACUGAACCUGGAGAGGAACCAAUCAGGAGGUAGAUUUGUUCUUGUAAAGAGACCUGAAGAGGGUCUGCUUGCUGGUCUUUGGGAGUUCCCAUCUGUUAUAUUGGAUAAGGAAGCUGGUUUGGCAACAAGGAGGAACGCCAUCAACCUCUACCUUAAGGACGCAUUUCAAGUAGAACCCAAGAAAACAUGCACUAUAGUUUCGAGAAAAGAACUUGGAGAAUUCGUCCACAUUUUCACACACAUACGUCGAAAAGUGUAUGUGGAGCUAUUAGUUGUACAACUGACAGGUUUGACCGCUAACUAUUUCUUUCUUUCUCGGUCUCUCUUUUACAUGGACAUGGACAUAACUAUAGUCAGAAAUAUUGACAAGAAAUUACUCUCUUCUCUGUGUCAUACAAUGUGGUACAGAUGA
Messenger RNA from Camelina sativa (false flax), 1404 nucleotides. NCBI's taxonomy places the organism in Eukaryota, Viridiplantae, Streptophyta, Magnoliopsida, Brassicales, Brassicaceae. The record is from RefSeq and is a predicted model, not a curated record.